This is a messenger RNA of Triticum aestivum (bread wheat), 658 nucleotides long. RefSeq lists its product as uncharacterized. Lineage: Eukaryota; Viridiplantae; Streptophyta; Magnoliopsida; Poales; Poaceae. The record is from RefSeq and is a predicted model, not a curated record. The transcript is spliced from 2 exons. The coding region runs from base 174 to 533 and encodes 119 amino acids.
CCGGUCGCCUCCUGGAAUGCAGCCGCAGCCUACGCUCCCUCCUCUCCUCUCCCUCUUCCCGUCCCUCCGUUCUCAGGCAUAGCGGGGAAGGAUCGCCUGUUGAUCGACGCACGGCACGGCACGGCAUUUCCCAGCCACCGCACGGCAGACCUCGCUGAGUAACGCGAGAGAUAAUGGCAGGAUCACCGGAGGAGGAAAGAACAGCUCCGGAGGCCAGCAGGAGGAGCAACGCCGGCAGCAGUAGCUGUAGUAGCUCCAGCAGCAGCAGCAGCAGCGACGAUGACGUGCCGGUAGAGCACAUCGCAGUAACCGUCGGCGGGCCGGACGGAAGGGACCCUACUGAAGAGCCCGCUGCCGUCGACGGCGCCACCGGCGGCGUCGUGAACGCGCGAGGACAGCAAUGUGACCAAAAGGUGGCUGCAGGGAGGCUCAAGCUCAACGUCAGGAGGAGCGAUCUCGUGUUGACGCUGAUGGUUGCAGGAGGGGUUGCGGUCGCCGUUGCAGCAGCUUUCCUCGCCAGCAAAAAGCGUUGAUGCUGGUGGCAUCAGGGAAUAGCCCCUCUCCCCUGUUUUCGCCGGGCCUUUGGAAAGACCCAUCUGUAUUUUUCUUUGCCACUGUUUCAUAACGUAUCAAAAAGGAAUAAAAGACAAGAUUUUUU